AUGGAUACAGAAGAAAGAAUGGAAUCCACAGGAAUAGAGAACAUUGAUAUUAAAUCGUUAAAGAAUUAUUUUAUUGAUUUAGACACAUUAGAAGACAUUUGCGAUGAUUUAGUACAAUGUUUUAAAAAAGAACAGCUAUAUUACUUAGAAGAAGAUAAGUUUAAUUCAAUACUUGAUGAAGAAGCUGCAUUAGUGAAUACUAUUCAUGAAAUAACAAGUAGUAUGAAGAAAGAUUAUGGCGAUAUUUUACAAGCUUUUGAAAUAAGAGCUACAGAAAGAGCAAGAAGAAGAAGAGUAGCUAUUUCAAGAGAAUUGAAUAAGAAGCCAAAAAUGCCAAAGGAUAAUUAA
Molecule: messenger RNA, 348 nt
Organism: Entamoeba histolytica HM-1:IMSS
Lineage: Eukaryota; Evosea; Mastigamoebida; Endamoebidae
Exons: 1
Coding region: 1-348 (115 amino acids)
Source: RefSeq, a predicted model, not a curated record